AUGAGGGUAGACAUUUCUGAAAAUAUUUCCUGGAUAUUUCAAAAAGAAAGCUGGUUCAUUCACGUUGUUUUAACAGCUAUCCUUAAACUUACCAUUUAUCAAUUUUUUUCUGAUAAUAUAAGUUGGCAAUUAUGUAUUAUUGCGUAUAACAUAAUUACAUUUUACUUUUUUCAUUGGAAAGUAGGAGACCCUUUUUCUCAAGAUUUCUAUAAUUACACCUUUUGGGAGCAAAUAGUUGAACAGUCUGAAGAUACCAUUCAAGUAAGAUUUCUUGCUUUGUAUCCUGCUAUCCUUUUCAUAAUAAUCAAUAAGUUUGUUAAUUGGAAUCCAUAUCUGUUAUGUAUUUAUGUUGUGACUUUAUUUAUGGUGACUAUACCAAAAUUAAGUUUUAUGCAUCUAAAAAGAAUAUUUGGUUACAGAAGUAGAAAUUAA
Vairimorpha ceranae is the source of this 432-nucleotide messenger RNA. RefSeq names its product ormdl family protein. The record is from RefSeq and is a predicted model, not a curated record. NCBI's taxonomy places the organism in Eukaryota, Fungi, Microsporidia, Nosematidae. The transcript has a single exon. Gene Ontology annotation, biological process: ceramide metabolic process; negative regulation of ceramide biosynthetic process; intracellular sphingolipid homeostasis. Bases 1 to 432 code for a protein of 143 amino acids. Gene Ontology annotation, cellular component: endoplasmic reticulum membrane.